This is a messenger RNA of Closterium sp. NIES-67, 3629 nucleotides long. Lineage: Eukaryota; Viridiplantae; Streptophyta; Zygnematophyceae; Desmidiales; Closteriaceae. The record is from the annotation of a GenBank genome assembly.
UUUUUUGGCAACUCUUUCUGACGAGCGCCGCCAAGCCCCGCCAUUGCGACACCCUUCGCCAUCCAGUACUACAGUGUCACUCGCUCGCGACAGGUGCUCGCAGUGGGUUGUGCUAGCUCAGCCGCAGUGUUGCGACACCGCACGACAGAUGGGUAAACUUCAGGAUAUCCUCGCUGAGAGGAGUGGCGUUUUGAAACCCUCGAUCUGCUCGAGGUGCACACAGCAGCCUACUAGAAGUUCAAACUCGAUGCCUGGCUGCAUUCGAGAUGUGAAUCGCAGUUUCGCUGCACGCAUCUAUCGUGAUCGCGCUGCUCCGCAGUCACUUUUUUCGCUCGGCCUCGGUAGUUCGGGUUUUUGGCGCAGACGGCGAGAACGCCGAGUCUAAAAAGCGGGGCCCGUGUGCGACGGGUCACGGAUGCCAUGAGAGGCCAUUCUCGGUGGAUAACGGCGGCGGUGGCGGCGUGGAUUGCGUGCGCGGGCGCGUUGGCGGGGCUGGUGGCGUGGAGGGUGCAGAAGGGCUUCGACGACAAUCGCAAGGCGGAGCUCGACGCGUGGUGCGCCGGUCGCGCGCACUCGCUGCAGCAGCAGUUCAUGCAGACCGCCGACCACGUGCAGGCGCUGGCAGGGCUGACGAUCGUGUUCGGGCGGGUGCGCGAGGACCCGUGGGGCGUGGCGGGCAUGAGCCAGCAGCUGUACGUCAAGUACGCGCAUGCCACCGUGGCCGCGCGCCCCUGGGUGCACGCCAUGGGCUACUUCGUCCUCGUCAACGAGACCGACAGGCUAGCGUAUGAGCGGCAGCUGCACUGCCACAUGGCGGACAUGACGCAGCGGCCGCGCCCCCUGGCGGAGUGGUACAUGCCGAUGCGGUACUGGUACAACGAGAUCUCCCUCGCCACGCUGCUCUCCAGCACCGCCUGCCGUGACACGCGCACGAACCCGUCGUUCGGGCCGCAGCUGGGCGACAUGGUGGAGAAGGCGGACCAGUGGCUCACCCUGCCCUACGUGCUCGACAACGGCAACGCCGGCAUCGGCAUGACGUUCCCCAUCUUCAGCACCGGUGUCUCCACGGCGUCGCCCCUGGCGGAGCGGCGGCGCGCGUUCAUCGGAGCCAUGGCGGCGUCGGUGGACUUCAAGCGCCUCGCCAGCUCCAUCAUUUUCGACGUGCUGCAGGACGUGAAUUACACACUCGAGAUCUACGACGUCACUGACACCGCCGUCACGCAUGUUGAUGCAAGCCCCUCAUCCACGCCGUCCGGGCCGCGCCUGCUGUACGGGGUGGGCGACCUGCCUCAGGGCGACCCUGAGGAGGUGUCAAAGGUCAUUCUGCCGUCCAACGAGAGCAUGCUACAGCCGUGGCGCUACAAGGUGGUGCACCAGAUCAACCUCACCGACCCUUCCAGGAGCUUCCAAGCCUGGUGCCGCUUUGAGGGGUCGGACAGAGCAUACAGCUGGAUGGCGGUCUUCCUAGGCGUCAUCAUCAUGGUGGUGGCUGUGCUGCUGGCGGCCAUCGCGGUGAGCGUGACGCGCAACACGCGGAGGGCGCGGGAGAAGACGGCGGUGCUGGAGAGAAUGAAGGAGCAGACGCAGAAGAAGGAGCGCAACAAGAGCGCCUUCAUCGCCAACACCUCGCACGAGCUGCGCACCCCAAUCAUCGGGCUAAAAGGCAUGCUCGAGCAGCUGGCGGAGGGGCCGAUGGAGGGCGAGAUGCAGGAGGACGUGCGCGUGGCGGUGGAGGAGGCGGAGCGCGUGCUGGCGCUGAUCGGCACGGUGCUGGACAUCUCCAAGGCGGAGGCCGGGCUCCUGCAGCUGGAGCAGCUGGAGUUCGACGCCCGGGCGUGGCUGGCAGAGGGCCUGGCGAAGCACGAGACGCUGGCUGCUGCGGGCGGGCUGCAAUUCACAUGCCACGUGGAUGCUAGUGUGCCGGAGGUGCUGGUGGGGGACUACCUGCGCCUGCGGAAAGUGGUGGACAGCAUCGUUGACAACGCCGUCAAGUUCACGUCCAGUGGAGGGGUGUGUGUGCGGCUGCAGUGUCUUCCCCCCCACACCAACAUCCCUGCUCACCUGCUCUCCCUCGGCUGCUCCGUCGUUGAAAGCACCCCCUGCUCCUCCCCCCCUGCUGCUGCUUCUACGAUUACUGCCAGCAGCACCACAGCUGUGGUGGCGCCGUGCAGUGAGGAGGAGGGCAUGCUUGUGGCGCCCUCUUUCUGGGAUCACGUGGCGCGCCGAGGGCCGGUGAGUGCGGUGGUGACCCGGUGCUGCCGGCAGGUGGGCGUGCUCACUGCCCAAGGUCUCACGUGCUACUGGCGCAUGCCCCCGGUGAAGGAGGACGCGGGCGGGGAGGCAGGUCAGGCGGAGCAGGGUUGUUCCAUGGGAGAGGAUGUGGGAAGAGCACAUGGGGGGGAUGAGGCAGGUGCAAACGUGAUGGAGGCUGUGGAGGCUGGUGUGGCGCCAAGGAGGGGAGUAGUAGGGGGUGGCAGGGGGGGUGCGUGGAUGGAUGCAGUGGGGCGGUGGUGGGGCAGGGCCACCAUGCCAGGGUGCCUGGUGCCUGGGGAUGCUCGAGGGCGAUUGGUGCUGCUGCUGACGUGUGAGGACAUGGGGUGUGGGAUAGCGGAGGAGGAGCAAGCUGAUGUCUUCCACGCGUUCAUGCAGCCGCAUCACAAGAGGCAUGCGCAUGGCGGUAGUGGCUUAAGUCUUCACAUAUCAAAACAACUGGUGGCUCUCAUGGGCGGCAGCAUCGGUCUGCUCAGCACGGAGGGCCGUGGCACCACGCUGCAUGUCGCGCUGCCCAUGGCCUCUGCUCCCUCUGCUGAUGAAUGUGCCACGCGCACAGGCGUUUGCAGUGGCGCUGCUGCUGCUGCCGCUAGUCCCUUCGCAGCCUGCUGUGCAAGGAGUCCCUUGAACAGUCACGAACAACUGGCAGCAGGGGAGAGCGGUGAAGGGGCGGGGUGCACAGGGAUUGGGGGACAGGCGAGGGCAGCAGGUGUGGAGGCAGGCGGACGCACACAGCAGGCAGCGGCACGGGGAGUGGGAGAGGUGGAGAGGCGUGGUUUGGAGGUGAAGUGGGGUAGUGCCAAGGAGGCUCUGCAGGAGAUGAUGCGCGGCAUGGCCAUCCUGGUGGUGGACGACAAUGUGAUAAACCGGCGGGUGGCAGCGAGCACGCUGGGGCGAUACGGUGCUGACGUCACACUGGCAGAGUCAGGCGAGGCGGCUCUGCUGCUGCUGCGGCCUCCGCACUCCUUCCGCCUCGUGCUCAUGGACCUCCACAUGCCCCUCAUGGACGGGUACGAAACUGUCACUCGGCUACGCGGCAUGGAGCAGGAUUCAGAUGGUGCGGGGAGGGCAGACUGCAUGCAGCCCACGUGGGUGGUGGCCAUGUCAGCCGACGUUGACAGCGCAGUUGCGGCCCGCGCUGCACAAGUGGGCAUGAAUGGGGUCAUGCAGAAACCACUCAACGAGAAACAACUCUUGUAUGUCCUGAGAACUCUAUGAUUAACAAACAUAUUACCGUUAAUUAACCACUAAUUUAUCGACGACAACACGACAUGACCAUAGCACAAUUGUGUAACGUCACUAACUACUGCAAUAAGGCGGGUGCCUCCUCCCUCCCUGGAAAGGGGUUUUUAUCCACC